UCGGAGACCGUGUGAAAUUGCAACGAUAUCACAUGACUUAAGGGUAGCAGCAACACACGGGGGUCGUGUAGGCGAUGUGGGAAUGACUAUGGUACUGCGUCGUCAGCCUGUUAGAGAAGUUAACCAGCGCCAUCCUUCAUGCAAGCAGUCGUCCGAGGUCGACGUGGUUGCAAUGGCAGUGAGUGGCGCGUGGGAUGGUUACGCCGCGUAGGUCCUCUAAUUCUUCUUGGUUCUAUUGCGCAUGGCCUUCUUCCGCUUCUUGUGCUUGUGCUUGUUCAUCUUCUUUCGUCGCUUUCGCAGGACCGAGUCCGCAUGCAUCUCGUUGUCGGUGGAGGUCAAGCCGUCAAUGAUCAAUUCAGGCACCGUGGGGUAGCCAAACAUGGGGAACGGUUCUGGGAGACUCGACAGCAUGCCGGUCGUGUCAAACACCGAUGGCGAGGCUUUGUCGAGCACAGGGAACGAGCCGACAUUCCACAGAUCUACCGGGACACUAGCAUGCGGCGUCACGGAGAGGAAUCGGGCGUGGAUGGAGAACGGAGACGUCUUCGCGACACGUCCGCUGAGUGAGCGUGUCAGGACCCGCACAACACUCAUGCCUCGUCGAAUGCUCAAACCACAC
Molecule: messenger RNA, 619 nt
Organism: Aphanomyces astaci
Lineage: Eukaryota; Oomycota; Saprolegniomycetes; Saprolegniales; Verrucalvaceae
Exons: 1
Coding region: 139-567 (142 amino acids)
Source: RefSeq, a predicted model, not a curated record